CGUCUAAGCUGGCCACGCUCAGUCGUGCACUCAUCGUUCUGCGGAACGGUUCCGUCGUCCCGGUUGAGGUUGCUCGAAACAGGUGUGCUGAAGGAGCAGUAGUGCUAAGCUACUAAGUGGGAUCAUUAGUGAUCAUUUGUAGGCUCCAGUAGAAGCUGAAACGGAUCAGAAACUAAGGAUUUUGUAUCUUUCUAACUCGUCCAACCGAUCAGAAUUAGCUGCAAUUGGUUCAGGAGCAUCUACCCGUCGGCAUUACGCGAAAGGAUCUCAAGAAGAAAACCCUUGAGAAACCGUUUAAGGAUUAUUGGUUCAUCUGAGCUAAACACUUCCGGCGCUCCUUUUCCAAGUGUGUGUGUGCGUGUUUGUGAAUAAGUGUACGUGUGUGUGUGGACUGCACAACCAGCAGGCGAACGGAUUGUGCAUGCGGCCCAGUGUUCCAUUCCUGCACUGUGUCCUCACUGUGUCACGAGCGAGGACGAUUGUGCUGCGCGUGAGGUGGCCGUGAGGCGAAAGUUCUUGGUUCUUGGUUACAGGAUCUUGCACUUGGGAGUGUGCCCGUGUGCCCUCCCACAUCUACCACUGUUGACAGCUCGACACCGUACAGCGGGAAAAGGGCGACGAUGGCUGUGACGUUGAAGCAGGAGGUUAAUUUAUCGCGCCGUGCCUGCAGGCCAACAACCACCAACAACGACGACUGUUUGCAAGAACAGAGGACGCUGUUGACGACGCCCACCGAGGAAGGGUCGUGGUACAACGACACUUGCUACAGUGGCGGUGGUGCUAACAGCCGCUUGGUGACGGUACCAGCACCCGCAAAGGAACUCACGGACUCGAGUCGAAGUGGUGGCCUACCAUCGUCGUCGUCGUUGUCGUGCCUGCUGGCUACCAUCGUGAUGUGGUGUACGGGUCAAGUGUUAUUAAAGCUACGCCAGGCUGGCCAGGGUGGCUGGCGGGAGGUGCAACAGCCGCCGCGGCUUAGCCGACUGUGUAUAUACGUAGUGUUCUGCAGUGCUUUGCUGUCCCACAAUGCCUUCGUUCUAGCUAGGCCAAACCUAAGCGCACCGGCCAGCGGCGAAAAGGUGCCGGUCGGUCAAUUAUCGCCCCUGGAUCUGGCGUUCGAUGCCAGCAGCGGAUCGCUAACGAGUGCGAGUCAAUUAAAACGUUCUGCCGAGGCGGCGGCCAUCAUCGCAUCGACCGCACCGUCCGCGGACGGCGGCGCUGGCCACGAGGCGGAGGAUACGGCGCUCGGGCAUGGCCGGGUCGGCGAGGGCGAGGGCGGCGAGCACGGGGGCGAACACGUCGUCGAGCGGUAUCCCGUAUCGCAGGUGGACUUUUCCCGCGUCGAAACACCGUUCGUGAUCGGCGUCUGGAUUCUGUCCGCCAGCAUAGCAAAGAUUGGGUUCCACAUGACGCCCAAGCUGAGCCGCAUCUUCCCCGAGUCCUGCCUGCUGAUCGUGGUCGGCGUCAUUAUCGGCGUGCUGCUGCGGUACGCCACCAACCUGCACGUGUCACCGCUGACACCGAACACGUUCUUCUUCUACAUGCUGCCGCCGAUCAUCCUCGACGCGGGCUACUUCAUGCCGAACCGCAUGUUCUUCGACAACAUUGGUACCAUCCUGCUGAUGGCCGUGAUCGGUACGAUAUUCAAUAUCGCCACCAUCGGCGGGUCGCUGUGGGCCUGCGGUCAAACCGGCAUCUUCGGCGUCGACCUGCCGUUCCUGCACAUCUUCCUCUUCUCGUCGCUGAUCGCGGCCGUCGAUCCGGUGGCGGUGCUCGCCGUCUUCGAGGAGAUUCACGUGAACGAGGUCCUCUACAUCGUGGUGUUUGGUGAAUCGCUCCUGAACGAUGCUGUCACGGUCGUUAUGUAUCACAUGUUCGAGGUGUACAACGAGAUUGGUGCUAGCGAAAUCAUCGCGGUCGAUAUCGUGUCGGGCAUUGCGUCAUUCUUUGUGGUCGCACUCGGCGGCACCAUUAUCGGUGUCAUCUGGGGCUUCCUGACCGGGCUGGUGACACGGUUCACCGAUCACGUGCGCGUCAUCGAACCGAUCUUCAUCUUUGUGAUGGCUUAUCUGGCGUACUUGAAUGCGGAAAUUUUCCACAUGAGCGGUAUCUUGGCUAUCACCUUCUGUGGAAUAACGAUGAAAAACUACGUCGAGCAGAAUGUGUCGCACAAAUCACACACUACCAUUAAGUAUGCACUGAAAAUGUUGUCCUCCUCGGCGGAAACGAUCAUCUUUAUGUUCCUCGGCGUGGCCACUGUUAACAACAAGCAUGUGUGGAACACUUGGUUCGUUUUGCUGACAAUAAUCUUCUGUUCGGUGUAUAGAAUUUUAGGUGUUUUGAUACUGUCAGCGUUAGCGAAUCGUUUUAGAAUACACAAGCUUACUAAAGUAGAUCAAUUUGUUAUGUCUUAUGGAGGCCUUCGUGGAGCCGUUGCGUUCGCUUUGGUGCUGCUGGUGGACGUGAACCACAUUCCGCUGCAGCCAAUGUUCUUGACGACGACGAUUGCGGUCGUUUACUUUACCGUGUUCCUGCAGGGUAUCACCAUCAAACCGCUAGUCAAAAUACUGAACGUGAAGCGCUCGAGCAAGCGGAAACCGACCAUGAACGAGCGCAUCCAUGAGCGGUUUAUGGAUCACAUGAUGGCCGGCAUCGAGGAUAUCGUGGGCAAGACGGGCAACUACAAUAUACGCGAUAAGUUUAAGAGAUUCGACAAUAGGUUCAUUCGUCCAUUAUUGAUCAAGAAUUUACAGGGUCCGGAGCCGAAGAUUUUGGAAACCUACUCUAAGCUAACGAUGCGCGACGCGAUGGACUACAUGCGGCGCAACCCAUCCACCAUCGGACAAAUGUCUGGAACUGAAUCAAUGAGUGCAUUAUUUAGAAACUACACGUCCUACUUCGGCGGAAGGUGCGGCGCCACAAUGCUCGGCACAUGCCCUAGCUUUACGAACCUGGAAAAUUCGACCCGUAACCUGGACAUGCAGGAGCUGGACUACAAUCCCUCGAAGAAAGACUUAACGGAUGCCAAAAUACAUCAUCUGCUGUCGGAAGAGCUUAAACCGUACCGCCGGGCUUCACUACAUACGCAUCGAAGACUUAGCUACAGCCGGCACGCUGUUGACGAUCGGGAUCUAUCAACACAGGUCAACUAUAAAAUGCAGAUGAACAUACGCCGUAUGAUUAGUGAGAAGAAGCAUCACAAGCGCAGCAAACGUGUGAAGGAUGGCAAGCAGCAGAACCACGUCUCGUUCCCCGAGUUUGUGCAGAACGGAUCCGCAAAACAGUUUGCGAACGAUUACAUCAACGAAGUGCUGCACGAAGACAACGAGGAUGAAGAAAGACAGGCGGCGGGACCGUCGGAAGACUGGGACGGAGGUGGCCUAACGUUUACCGCCAAGUCAUCGCUUGACGAGAGAGGUGCGGCAAAGGAAGAUAAGCGAUUCUCGCGAGAGUCACGCUUUUUGGAGUCGGAGCAACGUGUCGCUACGCCGACCGCGAUCGAGUCCGUCCUGCCCUGGAAGCGGGUGGACGAGAGUGACGAUAAUGGUGCUAUCAAACAGAACGAAUUCCCCUCGUGGGCUUCGAACAAGGAGUAUCUAGCUUACAAUUCACCAAGUGCAACAUUUUUGGGUGGCUUAACGCAACCUAAACAGGCUAAGUCCGUAAUAGGUCUGUUCCGGCGAGAGAGUUCCGGCUCCGGUGGGGUCGUCAUCGGCGGCGUGACGGAUUCCGAGACCUCGACCCCGGUGGCGGCGACGACACCGGUCGGCCGGAUGGCGGCCGUCCCGAAGGACAAGCGGUCGGCCUCGAUCGCCGGCUACAUCACGAUCGAUGGCGGCGACACGGCCGGCAACCCGAUGCUGGAUCCGCUCGGCAUUUCCCGGGCGGGGCCGCACGCGACCGCCUUCCCGGUUACCGCCAGCCAUCGGCGCAACAACCGCCGUGGCUCGAUGCUGGAGCUAAGCGGGCUGCUAGUGCCCGGACGACGGCCAAGCCGGUACACCCUAGAGCCCUUCCCAGCUCCACCACUCGAGACGGACGACGAAAAACCGACGCAAUCCCAGUAGUGUUGUAAAAAGCGAGAGAGAGCGAGAGAGAGGGAGAGCACGUACUCAAGCAUAAAAGCAUAGCUGAAGAGCGUUGUAAUAGUGUACCAAAGAGCACGAAACACAAAGCCGGCAAACUGCUUCCUUCUUUCUCCCGGACGGACUAUUGCAACGAUCCGACGACGAUCACUUAGGGUUCCUUUUCCCUCUUAUAAACCCCAUUCACCAUACUCCCCACAUCGCCCCAAAAAAUGGGAACGAGUAACGCUCCUCCACCUCCUCCUCCUUCACAAUGAGACGCAUGAGACGCACCAACGCUGCCAACCUGGACGCAACGGACGGACGGUCGUCGCACAAACGAAACGAAGCCACCACCCGGCCCCAAAACGCGCGAGGGAAUCCCAGAUGGUUUUGCAUGCCAACGGUGGCCACUUCCACCUCCUUCCCCCUUCACCACCCCCCCUCAUUCCUGUCCCCUUCGAUGGUGUACAUUAUCAGCCACGGGUGGUGAACACGCUUCACGGUGUGAUCGCGGGUGUGAUCAUAUAUGUGACACGGUCGGUUUAGUUACUGUUAUUGUUUCGCUCAGCUCUACACGCUCGCUCUGCAUGAUAUGCUGCAUGUUGUUUGUGUUGUGAUGGUGAGGUGUGGUGUUGUGGAAGUUAUGAUUUAGAAACGUAGUUAGUUGCAGUUUAGCAUUUGUUUGUUUUUUUUUUUAAUAAUUAUGUAGCAGAGGGAGAUGUUGAUAGGUUUGUAGUCCCAAAAAAGAUGUAUUAGCAAGCUUACCUGUGUAGUUUGUAGCCAGUGCUUUGAGAACACUUUAGAGAACUUUAGUGAGAUAGAAAAAGAAACUUGUAGCAAAAAAAAAACAAAAAAUACGAAAACAGUAUCAAUCCACAUGCCAAGAUGGUAAUUACGCAAACCCGAGCGUGGUGCGCAAACUAGCGCGUCUAGUCUAAGGCGCGAAGCCAGCCUACGUCACUUAGUGUAGCCAUUACUAUUAUUAUUAUUAUGAUUAUUAUUAACGAACUUAUCUUAGCGCUAGCAAACGGCAGCAGCAGCAGCAGCUCCCCCUUUCUUUCCGCCCCAUAUAACCCGCAAAGGGCCCCGCUCCGCUCUUCACGCUCUUCUUACCGAUGCCAAUUUCCGUUUCUUUUCCUUCUCACCACCAGGUACAAUACGACCGAUUUUGACUUUAGCCUUGUGUCCCAUCGUCGUUUGUCGAUGAAAUGCUGGUAUUUAACAAAAGAACAAUCUAAACAACCAUUUUCUUUUUCUUUGCCAUCUCUUUUUCACUCUCUCGUUCCUUGUUAGUUUCUAACCACGUUCUGCUUAGAGAAGCAUCAUUGCAUCCUCUACUCAACUAGUGCAUCCUCUACAAAAAACCACACACACAGUUAUACCUAAAACACAGUGGCAAAUUCGCCUAGCCUAGCGUGUGUCACUACUUUUCCUUUCGACCUGCUACUAGUCUCUGUUUUUGUAAAUUAAAAUGAAAAAAAUUGCUUUCUUUCAAACAAGGAACCACUUAACUACAAAAUUUGCAAAACCUAGCUACUUAAUCGGCAAACGACAAACCAACCAAUCGCUCCCGUACUUAACAUUCCGCCUCAAUGGAUGGGCUGACCAGUAUAGUGACUUUAGUGACUGGCCCCAGGCCCGUUCAUUGAUGAAUGAGGAAAGCAAAGAACCAUUCGGUCCACAGUAUUUUACACCAACACGAUCGUAUAUCUCCUCCAACCCGAUAGGGGGGAAUCGGGUUCUAUCUCACAAACCCAAUUCCCAUUGAAGCAUAUAGUAUUGUUACUGCUAGUAUUAUUGUGUAGCGCUGUUAGAGUCGUUUAGCAUUUAUUUCUCCAUGUUUUUCCCUCUAAUCAUUCUUUAACUGCAUGCAUUUUAUUGGCUAAACUGUCAAACGCUUUCGCAACACGUGUGUUUACUUCCUUAAUAUGUAGUGUAGCGCGUCAAAACCCGUUCUCAUUGCUGUAGCUAUUAUGGCCUACUACGAGCUUGCUACGUGUGCAGGGGGUUUUGCGCAUACGAGCUAAGAGCGCAAGAACAACGCGCUUACAGGGCACGUGGUAGUAGUCCAGAAAAAGGUGGCUUUCGUCCUGUAGGCUUAAUGUAAAGUUGUGCCUUACGGUGUUGAGCGUAUGAGCGGAAGAAGACUCUUAAUAACCUGGUCGGUAGAUAUUAAGGCGGUACAACUGUAAGCUUGCAUUAGACAUACACUAUUCGGGGAGGCUUCUCCGCCAUCAAAUCUACUUCAGGAGAGAGCGGUAAAGGGACACUGUCACUCGCCAGAAGGUGUCCCCGAUUAGUUGUGUUUGGAUGUUGGGAGUAAGCUGGACUUUUGCCUAAUCUAAUCUUACGGUGGAAUAGCUAGUAAUCUUCUAACUUUAGAACUAUCCGUAACGAUCGUUAAAUAUAUAUAAUAUAUAUAACCACAAACUGUA
This is a messenger RNA of Anopheles coluzzii, 6502 nucleotides long. RefSeq names its product sodium/hydrogen exchanger 3 (gene Nhe2). The record is from RefSeq and is a predicted model, not a curated record. Bases 621 to 4067 code for a protein of 1148 amino acids. The transcript has 21 exons. Gene Ontology annotation, biological process: sodium ion transport; regulation of pH; proton transmembrane transport. Gene Ontology annotation, molecular function: sodium:proton antiporter activity. Lineage: Eukaryota; Metazoa; Arthropoda; Insecta; Diptera; Culicidae. Gene Ontology annotation, cellular component: membrane.